AAUAAAUUAUCGUGUUUGUACCAUCGUCAUUUAUGAAUCGGUGCCACAUUUAUACUAUAUAAAGAGAAUAUAGCGUAUAAUGGUUUAAAUUUACUCUGACAAGUGUAACUGAUUUUGGAUAUUAAAGUACUGUAAAUAAAAUGUUCUUUUUCAACUGGAUCAGAACUCUGUUGGCAUACUUUGGAUUCAAGAAACAUGCAAAGUUGUUGAUAGUAGGUCUGGAUAACGCUGGCAAAUCGACUUUGUUGACAAUGUUGUCUACUGGUAGAGUUGUACAGCAUGCUCCAACACCAAGAGGAUCAUCACAAGAAAUGGACAUGGGCUUAAUUAGAUUUACAGCAUAUGACCUGGGAGGACAUCCACAAGUUAGAAGAGUAUGGAGGGACUAUUAUCCAGCUGUUGAUGGUAUCAUUUUCAUGGUGGAUUGUGCAGAUCAUAAAAGAUUCGAGGAAGCUAAAGAAGAACUUGAUAGUACAAUCAGAGAUGACAUCUUAUUUAACAAGACAGACAGAAAGGAAGCUGUUGGCGAAGAGUAUUUAUCCGACAAACUAAACUUAGGUGUACAUAGAACUGGAAAGAAACAUAUUCCAAGAGCUGAGCUGCCAAGCAGACCUUUAGAGACAUUUCCAAGCAAAGAGAUGUUUCUUUUUGAUUGGAUUAAAACUAUAUUGGCGUAUUUUGGAUUUAAGGAAAAGAAACAGUUGCUGAUUUUGGGACUUGAUAAUUCUGGCAAAAGCUCUCUGUUACACUUAUUGUCAAAUGAUGAAAUUGCACGCAAUCCACCAACUUAUAAUGGGGCUUCCCAAGUAUUUGAUGUUGGCACUACGCGAUUUGAAACGGUUGACCUUGUAGGACCUCCGGGAGUUCGUAAGGUAUGGAAGAACACUUAUCCCACUUGUGAUGCUAUCAUUUUCUUGGUGGACUGUACUGAUAAUGAACGGUUCGAGGAAGCGAAAGAAGGAAUUGAUACGUUACUACAGAAUAAAAGUGUCAUAGACGUUCCAGUCGCCGUUUUGUAUAACAAAAUGGACAAAACGGGAGCUGCCAGUGAAAAUGAUCUGUCUGAGAGGCUUCAACUAAUUAAGCAUAAAACUGGCAAGAUACUUGGACCAAAACUAGAUCUGACAGAUAGACCUUUAGAAACAUUUCCAUGUAGUGUGGUGAAACGAGUUGGUUAUGGGGAAGCUUUGAGAUGGCUUGCAUACUACGUCAAAUAAAAUCCCACUUGCUCAGCUCAAUAGGAAGAGCACUGGAUGUUUUUUCCAAGGAGUCGCUAGUUUGAUCCUCGGGCUAGGAAAACUUUCGCGUUGACCAUGGAACUCGGACAUUGUGUGUACAUGUAAUGACUAUAUGUCUUUCAUCGCUGAUUCAGAAAUCAUAUCAUGGUGGAUAAGUAGUCGGUCACCUUCAGAUAUUUUGGCAAUUACCUGUUAUUAUCUAGGAAACCUGGUAAAGUCGGCCGACCAUCGAGAUAUAACAAUUUCUUCUAUUGCUCAUACAUGUUUGCUUUCAAGAAUGCAAGUGGGGGUAACACUGAAACGCACUGUGACAAAUAACAUUUUUAUACCGUUUUCAAAAAUCGUUUUUACAAUCGGAACAUCCUCGGCUAUUAUCUAUAAUAACCUCGGAGUUGAUAGGGUUUGAAAGUAGUUCUACCACGUGGUUUCAUAUGUGAGUGAAAUCAACGAAUGUAUAUAUUUGACAUCCAAAGGCAAUUAAAGUCUGUUUCGGUACAAUUAUGAUUGAAAAUAUGUCUGACAACCAUUUUUGAUUAAAUAUGCCCACUGAUCUACAAUAAUAAACAAAUCCGACUCAAUAUCAACAGGUUGGCAUUUUGUACUUACGGUUUUUACAACUAUAAUGAUAAAUAAAUAAAUAAUGUAUCGUU
This is a messenger RNA of Ruditapes philippinarum (Manila clam), 1888 nucleotides long. RefSeq lists its product as uncharacterized. Gene Ontology annotation, molecular function: GTPase activity; GTP binding. Gene Ontology annotation, biological process: intracellular protein transport; vesicle organization; endoplasmic reticulum to Golgi vesicle-mediated transport. Bases 141 to 1217 code for a protein of 358 amino acids. NCBI's taxonomy places the organism in Eukaryota, Metazoa, Mollusca, Bivalvia, Venerida, Veneridae. Gene Ontology annotation, cellular component: COPII vesicle coat; endoplasmic reticulum exit site. The transcript has 13 exons. The record is from RefSeq and is a predicted model, not a curated record.